Molecule: messenger RNA, 180 nt
Organism: Funneliformis mosseae
Lineage: Eukaryota; Fungi; Glomeromycota; Glomeromycetes; Glomerales; Glomeraceae
Source: the annotation of a GenBank genome assembly
AUGGAAACUUUAUUAAGUGAUAGCAAAAAAGAAGCAUUAGAAGAUUUGCAUGCUGAAAAAAAUAGAGAGAUAGCAGAGUUAAGAGAAAGUUUGAAUUUAGCUAACCAAAAGAAUAGUCGUUUAGAAAACAAAUUAGAGGUUAGAACUGAACAAAGAGAUCGUGCUAUAAAAUAUAUUUAG